AUGGUUUCCAAAAUCGUACGCGAUGUCGACGCCAGUUCAAUGUCGCCUUCACCGGAUGAUUGGAACAAACUCAAAGCUCUCUUAUACAAUGCCGACGCAACACCCCCUCGUCUCCCAUGGCUCUUCAUCGACCCCAUGCACGACAUUGAUUAA
Coprinopsis cinerea okayama7#130 is the source of this 153-nucleotide messenger RNA. RefSeq lists its product as hypothetical. The transcript has a single exon. NCBI's taxonomy places the organism in Eukaryota, Fungi, Basidiomycota, Agaricomycetes, Agaricales, Psathyrellaceae. The record is from RefSeq and is a predicted model, not a curated record. Bases 1 to 153 code for a protein of 50 amino acids.